CGCGCGGACGUUCGGGACUCUGUCUCCUGGACGCGGCCCCGACGCGGCCCUCCGCUACAGGGGAAGCCAAGAACGCGUGCACACCUCGUAGAACAGCACGGAGGAGGGCGGCCCUCAAGCCCUGGCCGGCCGCAGAUCGAGAAAGAGGCUGUGUAACCUGCCUCGCGCUAACAGGCAGCUGUCACAGCCAAUCAGCUUUCCAGAUCUGUGCUUCGCCUGCCCCUGGCGGAGCCUCGCCUUCUCUGUAGCCCUGGUACCCGGUGUUUAGUUCCCGGCUUCCCGGACUUUAGAUUCAGUUAGGCUACCGGCCUCCCGUCAAUCAGUUCUCAGAAGGGAGCGGCAGGAGAGUCGUUCGCCUUACUAGGUACCUGCGGUGAACGAGUGUUUGUGGCAGUUGACCCUAUGAGGGCCGUCCAAGAUGGCAGCCCAUGAGCAGGAAAUGUAGCUCCAAAGAGCUUCCAAGGCGGUCUUAGAGCUCAGGUUUGCUGACCAGUGUCUUGUCUACAGCGUUGAUGCUGGCCAAGGAGGAGGAAUGAAAAAAUUACCUUUUUUAAGUCAAUGGUGCACCUUAAGUGGUUUUGAAAUUUUGUGGAUAACUGGUUGCUUUUUUUUGUUUUUACUUUAUUUUACUUUUAUUUAUUUGUUUGUUCAUUUUUGCGGGGCUGAGAAUUGAGUGGAGGAUUUUACAUACCCAGCUCUACCGCCAAAAAUUAUUCUCAGAUCUUUAUUUUUUUAAGACAGGGUCUCUCUGGCCUUGAACUUGUGACCUUCCUGUCCUUAGAGUACCCAAAAUAAUAGGCAUGGACUUUUUGUUUUUAAAUCUCAGAUAAAUCACUAUUAAAUAGCUAAAAAUAUUGAGGCUCUGAUUUUUUUUUCAAACUCUAUAAGCCACUCUGUGAAUUCUGAUUUUUCUAUAAUAGUUUUUCUUUCCCUCUGAGUAUUGUUGAACACUGGAUGAUGGACCACCAUUUUCACUCGUCCAACGUUUUAAAGGACACACACUGAAAAUAAAACUGAAGCGUCAGAAGCACUUGAAUUCUCACUCGUGGACUCUUCAACUACUGUUUCCGGUUCAGAGCUGAGGAAGCAUGAGUCAUUUGCAAAACUUACUGUUAGAUACCCUACUGGGGACGAAGCAUGUGGACGGUGCAGCCCUCAUCAAACUCCAAGAAAAGACCCUGUGUGUGACAUCACCAGGAUUUAGUGUAAUGCCAUGUGAUGUUCGAACACUUUUGAAUGGAUUUGCCAAAAAUCCAUUAUUAACCCGAAGGGAAGGGUUGUAUUUCAGGGAAAAGGAUUACAAAUGUGUCCGGGCAGAUGACUGUUCUCUCUAUGCUAAGAAGGAGAACACUGGUGUGGUGGUGGUGAAGACCCACAUGUAUCUUCUGGUGGCAACUUACGCUGCAGGCAUGUAUCCCAGUGUCUGCGUGGAAGCUACAGAAAAGCUGGGAGAGUAUCUAAGAAAAAAAGGAAACUAAGACAUCAGAUAACUAGUGAAGACGACUUCGUUGUUUUAGAAAAAAGUAUAGAUCCUUAAGAAAAAUAUUUUGUGGUUGAAAAUAGUGUGGAAGAUUAAAACAAAGACUGAGUUAAGGGAA
Molecule: messenger RNA, 1598 nt
Organism: Rattus rattus (black rat)
Lineage: Eukaryota; Metazoa; Chordata; Mammalia; Rodentia; Muridae
Gene: Pfn4
Product: profilin family member 4
Exons: 4
Coding region: 1089-1478 (129 amino acids)
Cellular component (GO): cell cortex
Molecular function (GO): actin monomer binding
Source: RefSeq, a predicted model, not a curated record